UCGGACACGAGCCCGAGGGAGUAUAUAUGGGUGCUGCACAACAGCCAAGAGUCACAAACUCACAACCCCUGCCCUUCCCUGAUCACAAGCAGGAAAGAAUCCACCUUUCAUCCCUCGAUCGGCGACGAUGAUGCAGCGCGCCGUGAAUCCCUGGGCCUUUGCCCGCCCUCCGCCGCCCGGCUUCGGAUUCUCCUUCGCUCGGCAGCCCGUCGCCGACUUGCCCGCACGUCGUCGGCCUCCGCCCCCCGGCUUCGAAUUCUCCUACGCUCGGCAGCCCGUCGCCGACUUGCCCGCCCGUCGUCGACCUCCGCCCCCCGGCUUCGAAUUCUCCUACGCUCGGCAGCCCGUCGCCCGUCUUCGAACCCCGCCCCCCAGCAUCGGAUUCUUCUGCGAUCAGCUGCCCGUCGACGACGUGCCCGCCCUGCUCCCGCCAUCGCCCAGCGAGAUCCCCGUGCAACCGAAGCACCCAAAGCGCGCGGCGCCGCCGUCCGUAUCCACAGCCGUCUCAGAGAACGAGAAGCCCUCCACUACGAAGCGCCGGCGGGUGUGCUCCGACUACGAAGACGACAUCGACGCCAACCUCAGGAGGACGGAGCGGAGCCCCGAGGAGCGGCCGCGGCCGGACUACCUGAAGACGGUGCAGAAGGACCGGGUGAGCCCGUCGGACCGCGCCCGCAUGAUCGAAUGGAUGGACGCGUUCGUCCGGAACCACGACCUCGUCGACGGCACGCUCCACCACGCCGUGGCCUACGUCGACCGGGUCCUGUCGGUGCGAGCCAUGAGGAAGCAUACCGACCACGAGCUCCGCCUCCUGGGCGCCGUGGCCAUCUUCGUGUCCGCCAAGUACGAGGACGGCCAGCGCACCUUGGCGAAGCUGGACCCCGACAAGAUCUCCUGGUACGUCGGCGGGUCCGCCACGAGGGAGGAGGUGCUCGACGUGGAGCGCCGCAUGGUGGUGGCGCUCGGGUACCAGCUCGGCGGCCCAACGGCGCACACCUUCGUCAGCCGCUUCACCAAGCACGCACAAGAAGAGGAGGACCUGAAGAUCCAGCGAAUGGCGCACCGCCUCGCCGACGAGUCGCUGCGCAACUACGCGUGCCUCGGGUACGUGCCGUCCGUCGUGGCGUCGUCUGCAAUCUUCCUGGCGAGGUCUGCGCUGCUGAACCCGCCGGACGUAGCGGCGUGGAGCACGGAGAUGCAGGAGCUCACGGGGUACGACGUCAUGAACUUGGCCGGAUGCCUGCAUGCUAUGCGCCCAGUCGCUCAUCUGUGACCCUCGGCGUUGAUCAACUGUAAAAGCGAGAGAGCAAUUUUGGCAGAUUGUACAAGUAGAUAAGAACCGUAGACUCUCUCUGUAAUGUUCAUGCAUAUGCAUCUGUAACAGAGCAAUUGUUGGGAAUAUUGUCUCUCCCUGUGAAU
Lolium perenne is the source of this 1419-nucleotide messenger RNA. RefSeq names its product putative cyclin-F2-1. The record is from RefSeq and is a predicted model, not a curated record. Lineage: Eukaryota; Viridiplantae; Streptophyta; Magnoliopsida; Poales; Poaceae.